Messenger RNA from Onthophagus taurus, 3008 nucleotides. RefSeq names its product transmembrane channel-like protein 7. The record is from RefSeq and is a predicted model, not a curated record. Gene Ontology annotation, molecular function: mechanosensitive monoatomic ion channel activity. Gene Ontology annotation, cellular component: plasma membrane. Lineage: Eukaryota; Metazoa; Arthropoda; Insecta; Coleoptera; Scarabaeidae.
UCAUUACAUUUAUUGAUCCGUUUAUAAACAAGCACAAAAACGUGCUUUAAACAUUUAAUUUAAACUCAAACAUGUGUUAUAGCGGUAUACGAUAACUAAAUGUGGUGUUAAUUUUUCAAAAAUAGGUCGCAUGACGUAUUUGGACCUUACUUUUGUCCAUAUGUAGGUGAAGUGCUUAUUCAGUCCCACAAACAAGUUGUUAAAACGAAAAAUAUACGAAUGUUUUAAACAAUAUUAAUUAUCCACGUGGAAAUUUAAGCGUAACAAUGUCUGGUGGUGGAAAUCGUAAGAAAAACAAUAAAAUCCAAGGUUGGGAAGAUGCGGGAGUUGAAUUUUACCAAGAAAAUUAUCUUUCGAACGAGGUUGAGCUCCAAGAAGUGCUUAGAAAAGAUCCUAAACAUUUGGCGACUUUGCUUCCGAGCAAACAAAAUCGAGCUUAUUCCACGAUGCGGAUGCAUUGCACGGAUACUAAAUCACGUACCGUGAGGACUGUUAGAAGACAAACCGCUACUAGAUCAUGGAGGAGAGAAAAUACGGGGCGAAGACCUUCAGUUGCUGCUGAAGUACAAGUUGCAAUGUUACCGGAUUUAUCUGAACCUAUUUCUAAUGAACAAACAGCUUGGGAACAAGUAAUGAGGAUUAAGGAGUUACCUAUACCAAUGGCUGAAAAGAAAUUGAUGAAAAUGAAAAUACAAAGUUCACCAAAUUUACGUCUGCAAGGUUACGAACAAUUUAAAUGGAAGCGUAGAAAACUUUUUCAAAGAUUCAAUCAAAACUUUGAUGAAUUAUGGUCUAAAUUGGAAUUAUGGCAUAAUGAUAUGAAACAAAUGGAGGGGAAUUUUGGUACUGGAAUCGUAGCGUAUUUACUUUUUAUAAAAUGGUUAUUAUUUUUUAACCUAACAAUUUCAAUUGUAAUAUUUAUUUUUGUAAUUUUACCCUUAAUAAUCGGACCAACCCAAGAAGUGACCUGUGAUAAGCCCUUCGAUAAAAACAAUACAGACUGUUGCUUAUCUUCAUAUUUAAAUUCAACUAAUUUUAAAGAUGAUGCAAUAAGUGUUAUACAAGAUUUAGUUCAAGGGACAGGUCGUUUAGAGUACACCCCGUUUUUUUAUGGCAAUUACACCCAUAAAAACAUUCCUUACGCAAUUUUUAACAUAAAAAUGUAUUAUUUUUUACCGUUAGCCUAUGUAAGCAUAACAAUAUUAAUUUUACUUUACUCCUUAUUUUCUGUGAUUAAAGAAGCCGCGAAAUGUUUUCGAUUCAAAAUAAUCGAAGGCGAAGGUCAGUUUUAUAAAUAUUCAAAUUUAGCGUUUGCAAGUUGGGAUUUUUGUAUUCAUAACGAGAAAGCUGCUCAAAUUAAGAAGAAAGCGAUUUUUAACGAGACCAAAAGUAACUUAGAAGUUGAACGAUUACGAGAGGAAAAGAAAAAUAGAACGAAACAAGAAAACGCAAAAAUUUCCGUUAUUAGAUUGGUUAUAAAUUUGUUUGAGAUUGCCAUUUUGGCUUUAUGUGCUUGGUUGAUUUAUAUAGUUUUUGAAUUUUCGUCUCAAAAACUUUCCAAGAAAUUAACUGAAAUUGAAAAAUUAUUUUUUGAAUUUUUACCCUCGAUUUGUAUCGUAAUAAUGAAUUUGUUAAUACCGGUUUUAUUCCGCUAUUUAGUUGUUUAUGAAAAGUAUAGUCCGGGAUUUACCAUUUCGAUAAUAUUAAUAAGAACAAUAUUUUUAAGAUUAUCAUCGAUUAUUGUUCUUUAUGGCUCAAUGUAUUCGAUUAUUAUAACUAAUAAUAAAAUGGAAAAUUGUUUUGCAAACGAAUACAAAUGUUGGGAAACGUUUAUAGGUCAACACAUUUAUCGUUUAGCCCUAACAGAUUUCGCAACGCAUUUAAUAAUAACAUUCCUUAUUAAUUUACCUCGUGCUAUCUUAGAAAAAAGCACCAAUAAUAAAUUUAUCAAAUUUAUUGGUGAACAACACUUUGAUUUACCCAAAAAUGUCCUCGAUAUCGUCUACAUGCAAACAUUGUGUUGGUUAGGAACUUUUUACACUCCUUUUCUACCGGUAAUUUAUGUAAUUAUUUUAUUUUUUAUGUUUUAUGUUAAAAAAUUUGUAAUAACAGUGAAUUCAAAACCAUGUAAAAUGAUCCAUCGUGCGUCAACAUCAAAUUUCAUGUUUAUGAAUAUGCUAUUAAUUUCGUUUAUCGUUGCCGUAUUUCCCGUGGCUUACACAAUCGGUGAAUUAAAACCGAGCGAAUCUUGCGGUCCAUUUCGAGGUUUAAACACCGCUUGGGAAAUUGUAGAAAGAACGUUAGAAAGUACACCAGAAAUAAUUAGAAACUCAAUGAGAUAUUUAACAACGGCCGCAGUAACUGUUCCACUUUUUAUCAUCUUAAUACUUCUUUUGUAUUAUUACGCCGCUGUUAAUAAUGCAAAUCGACAUAUGGUUCGUGUACUUAAAGAUCAAUUGGUACUUGAGGGGCACGAUAAACAAUUUUUAUUAGAAAGACUUAGUCAAUUUAUUCGACAACAACAAGAAACUCAAAAGCAAUUGAGACACGUUGAUGGUGAUGUUAAUAUUUCUAGUCAUUAAAAUUAUUAUUAAACAGUUUUUAAACCAGAUUUAUCGAAUUGAUUUUCAUUUAAUUAGAGUUGCUGUGAUAUUAAAUGAAAAAUGUAUACCUAAUUUUAAGUUGAACACGCAAUAUUCCCUUUAUUUUCUAUUUAUCAACAUAUCAGUAUUAAUACCCAAACAGAUUUUAAUUUAUUAAUAUAAUAAAUUAAUUAAAUAUUUAUAUACAAAUAAUCGGUAAACUCUAUACAUAGAAAAGAGAAUACAAUUUUAUUUUAGCUUAUUUUUAAAAGAAAAAUCAAUCGAUACGAAAAUGUAGCUUAUAAAAUUGAUGAAAAUACGGCCAAUAUAUUCCAUGCGACCUCUCAAAUUAUUUUAUCUGCAUGUAGUCCAAAGUUAUGUACAAAGCUAUCUUGUGUAAGUGAAAAUAAAUUGAUUCGUAUUUAU